Alligator sinensis (Chinese alligator) is the source of this 991-nucleotide messenger RNA. RefSeq names its product NK6 homeobox 2 (gene NKX6-2). Gene Ontology annotation, cellular component: nucleus. The transcript is spliced from 3 exons. Gene Ontology annotation, biological process: regulation of transcription by RNA polymerase II; cell differentiation. Lineage: Eukaryota; Metazoa; Chordata; Crocodylia; Alligatoridae. Gene Ontology annotation, molecular function: DNA-binding transcription factor activity, RNA polymerase II-specific; RNA polymerase II cis-regulatory region sequence-specific DNA binding. The record is from RefSeq and is a predicted model, not a curated record. The coding region runs from base 153 to 989 and encodes 278 amino acids.
GCUUCGCUACUCCGCACAAACUUUGCUACUUUGACUUGAAAGCAGGAAAAAAAAAAAAAGACUAAAGAGCCCGUCCCUGGCGCGCGUCUCCUGUGGGUUUAAGAAUACAGCAGCUGGCUCGUUUUAAAAGAAGUAUUUAUUGAUGCUCACAAAUGUUAGCGGUGGGGCAGAUGGAUACUAAUCGCCAGAGUGCAUUCGUGCUGAGCAGUACACCGCUGGCUGCUCUGCAUAACAUGGCUGAAAUGAAGACGUCUCUAUUCCCCUACACCCUGCAGAAUCCCUCCAGCUUCAAGACACCAACCCUCGGCGGACUGAACACACAGAUCCCCUUGGGGACGCCGCACGGAAUAAGCGAUAUCCUGGGGAGACCUGUUGGAGCUGCCAGUAACCUCCUUAGCGGGCUGCCCCGGAUUAAUGGACUGGCUACCUCAGCAGGGAUGUAUUUUAACCCAGCAGCUGUGUCCAGGUACCCAAAGCCCUUGGCGGAGCUGCCUGGGCGACCUCCCAUAUUCUGGCCGGGAGUUAUGCAGGGCUCUCCCUGGAGAGAUCCUCGACUCGCCUGUCCUGCCCAGACGGGAAUGGUUCUGGACAAAGACGGAAAGAAGAAACAUUCACGACCAACUUUCUCAGGGCAGCAGAUUUUUGCUUUGGAGAAAACCUUUGAACAAACGAAAUACUUGGCAGGCCCAGAGAGAGCUCGUCUCGCCUACUCGUUAGGAAUGACAGAAAGUCAAGUCAAGGUGUGGUUCCAGAACAGGAGGACGAAGUGGAGAAAGAGGCACGCAGCAGAAAUGGCCUCGGCUAAGAAGAAACACGAUUCAGAGACUGAGAAGCUGAAGGAGAGCUCGGACAAUGAGGACGAUGACGAAUAUAACAAACCUCUGGACCCCAACUCAGACGAUGAGAAAAUCACGAGGUUAUUGAAAAAGCACAAAUCCACAAACUUAGCCCUCAUCAGCCCCUGCAGCACCAACUCGGACACGUUGUGAUA